Messenger RNA from Trichoderma asperellum CBS 433.97, 2618 nucleotides. It is a transcript of the gene MST20, whose product is annotated as Serine/threonine-protein kinase mst20. Gene Ontology annotation, cellular component: cytoplasm. Gene Ontology annotation, biological process: protein phosphorylation; regulation of MAPK cascade; intracellular signal transduction. Lineage: Eukaryota; Fungi; Ascomycota; Sordariomycetes; Hypocreales; Hypocreaceae. The record is from RefSeq and is a predicted model, not a curated record. Gene Ontology annotation, molecular function: protein serine/threonine kinase activity; ATP binding.
CUGAGACAGUCUUAGGUAAGGGUGCGUGCUCGCAGCAGCAGCAAAAUCCGUCCAUCCCAUUCGAUCCAUCAUGGACCGCCAGAGCCCGCCGUUGAACGGCAAUUCCCAGCGUCGCAAACUCAUCAAGCGGCCCCCCUCGCACCAGCCCUACCCGCGCUCCUCGUCUGGCUACGACACAGAGUCGCUCGACGGCAAAAGCUCCAGCUCGCGCAAUCUUCGACGGGCCCCCAGCGCUCCGCCAGUGCGCUCCAACGCGUCCAACGGCUCGUCUUCCCCGCGACCGCACCCCUCGAGCUUCCAGCAGCGAACGAAUGCAUCGCCGGGCCUGGGCCAGGGCGAGUUCUCCCGCACCAACCGAUACCGCCUGUCCGACCCCAACCAGAGCGACCGCCGCGGCAACGAGGACCUGAUCGGAGCGCCCUUUGACGGCAACAGCAUCCUCAACCACAUCGAGGCCACCAAGUUCACCAGCUCGCCGCCGCCGUCGCUCGUCAAGGCCGCGACCGACCCCCGCUUCGCCAGACCGUCGCCGAGGACCUCUGCAAGUUACGGCGGCGCCAUGGAUCCCACGGCGCUGGAAAAGUCCCAGGCCGGCCGCAUGGCAGACGCCGGACUCAUGAGCCCCAAGCGCUUCUCCGACGAGGGCAAGGACUCCAAGCCCACGACGUCGCGCAAGAAGUCUGGCUUCUCCGGCUUCGUUAACAGCCUGGUCGGCUCGCAGAGGAAGCCCGUGAUCUCAGCGCCCGAGAACCCUGUGCAUGUCACGCAUGUGGGCUACGACAGCACAACCGGCCAGUUUACCGGAUUGCCCAAAGAAUGGCAGCGACUCAUCAACGAAAGUGGCAUCUCCGAGAAGGAGAGGAGAGAGAACCCUCAGACCAUGAUUGAUGUCCUGACCUUCUACAAAGAGACCACCGAACGACCAGCUGAGGAUCAAUCCCUCGAGAAAUUUCAUAAUGCUGCGGCAGAUUCUCGCCAAUAUGCCGUCUCCCCGACAUCACCCAACACAUAUCCCGGCAACUACUUUGGAAGCUUUGAGAAUCCCCGAGCACCACCUCCAGUCCCUGCCGGCAGCAGAGGUCAUCCCUCCGGCCCGGUCAAGGAGAUCAUGCCGAGUCGACCAGCGCCGAAACCUCCGAUCAGCAUGAAUAACCGGCCACUGCCGCCCGGCGCAUAUGCCACAAAAGAUUCCGGCAUCGGUAUGAGCCAGUCGUCGGACGACAGCCGCUCAAAAGAUGGCACCCCGACGAUGCUUCCAGAAGAGCAUAGAUCACGGUCUAAUUCUCGCACCAACGGCCUAUCACCUUAUACUCCCCAGACUCCUUCCCCCAGCACCGCCACCCAAGCCAAUGUCUACCAGCAGCAGUUGAUGCAGCAGCAACAGGAGCAGGCCAUGGCACAAGCCCAGGCUGCCAUGACUGGACAGGUUGCCCGAGCUCCCAGCAAAAGACAACAAUCUCCGCAUAUGGCGGCCGGUGCGGGAUACGCUCGCGCCCCCGAAGCCAACGGCCAUCAUGCUGCGCAGCGCCAGCAGCCUAGUCCCGGCGCACCAGCGGCUGCUGCAGGCGCCCGCCCGCGACAGCGAGUCCGCCAGAGCAACGGUAUGGACGUCGUGGCAUCACUCAAGCGGAUAUGCAGCGAGGGUGACCCACGCAACAUCUACAGAAGCUUCACCAAGAUUGGUCAGGGUGCUUCUGGAGGCGUGUACACAGGCCAUGAGAGAGGAACCAAUAGAUUGGUGGCUAUCAAGCAGAUGAACCUGGAGCAGCAGCCGAAGAAGGAUCUCAUCAUCAACGAAAUCUUGGUGAUGAAGGACAGCUCUCACCCGAACAUUGUCAACUUCAUCGACAGCUACCUCUGCGACGGCGAGCUUUGGGUGGUCAUGGAGUACAUGGAGGGUGGCAGUCUUACCGACGUUGUGACUUUCAACAUCAUGACAGAGGGACAGAUUGCUUCCGUCUGCAGAGAGACAUUACGGGGACUUCAGCAUUUGCAUUCCAAGGGCGUUAUUCACCGUGAUAUCAAGUCUGACAACAUUCUUCUGUCCAGCGAUGGCAAUAUCAAGCUCACCGAUUUCGGUUUCUGUGCGACCAUCAACGAGGCCCAGAACAAGCGUACCACUAUGGUUGGCACGCCUUACUGGAUGGCCCCAGAGGUCGUCACGCGAAAGGAGUACGGCCGCAAAGUCGACAUCUGGUCUCUGGGCAUCAUGGCCAUCGAGAUGAUCGAGGGCGAGCCGCCGUACCUGACCGAGUCACCCCUCCGCGCGCUGUGGCUGAUUGCUACCAACGGUACGCCGCAGAUCAAGAACGAGGGCGAUUUGUCCCCGGUAUUUAGAGAUUUCUUGUAUUUUGCAUUAAAGGUGGAUCCUGAGAAGCGAGCCAGUGCACAUGAUUUAUUAAGACACGAAUUCAUGAAAUCAUGUGUCGAUCUAUCACAACUGUCACCAUUAGUAAGAGCAGCACGAGAGCAACGAGCCCAGGAGAAAGCUCGAAAAGGUUAAGCAUUGUUUUAUUAUUCCACCUCAUAAACCCUUCUUUCUUCCCUCUUUGUUUAGAGGAAAACCAACAACAGCUAGAGGUGCCAAAUCCCUCUCCCGCCUUUUUUUUAAUCGUCAU